Molecule: messenger RNA, 1593 nt
Organism: Sinocyclocheilus grahami
Lineage: Eukaryota; Metazoa; Chordata; Actinopteri; Cypriniformes; Cyprinidae
Product: TSC22 domain family protein 1-like
Exons: 3
Biological process (GO): regulation of transcription by RNA polymerase II
Source: RefSeq, a predicted model, not a curated record
UUAAUCACAGAAGGCCUGCAGUUUCCCAAUCCGGUUGUCAACAGUCUUUUCGGAAUACCCAUUCCCAUUGAUGGGGAGGAGGACAGUGCCUCUGGAGCAAGUGUGGUUGCCAUUGAUAAUAAAAUAGAGCAAGCAAUGGAUUUAGUGAAAAGCCAUCUGAUGUAUGCUGUGCGGGAGGAGGUGGAGGUGUUGAAGGAGCAAAUCAAGGAGCUCUACGAGAGAAACUCUGUGCUGGAGCGAGAGAACGCAGUGCUCAAAUCUCUGGCCAACAGUGAGCAGCUCUCUCAGCUCACCGUCCAAUCCAACUCCAACCCGGACCAAGCUCAGCCCCAACCUCAGCCUUACCUUCAGCUGGACGUCAACGAGACCAUGGACUCCUUGCCACGAGAACCACAGCCCAGCGUCACCUCCGCCUGAAGCCUGUGCGAACGACGCAUGUAUCAUCACAACAGCAGAAAACCCAUCUCACUCGCAUGCUGUCCGCCAUCGCGACGGAUGACCGAAACGAGAGGCGGUUUCUGCUCGGCCGCAACAUGCUGGCAUUCCUGCGGACUCGAUUGGGGUCCCGUUUGGCCCCUUCCCCCCGGACGAGGUGGAGAGUUUGUGAAGAGAGUUAUUUUUUUAAUAAAGAGAAUCCAGCCAUGAAAAGAGUGUAUUUUUUAGCAUUGCAGUUUUCAUGUGAGAAGCCAAGAGUCUAUUUUCAGAGCCACCGCACUUCAUGUGAUUUCGAUUCACCAGUCAGUUCAAUUGUACUGUUUGUUAUUUAUUAUAGGGCUGCUAUUUUCAGAGAGGAACAAUGUCUACAGAACCUUUCAAUCCGACAGCAACUGGUCAUCAAAUCGAGCAGCAGUCUUGCUAUAUCAAUCAUCAAUGCAAGCGUAGCAGUGGGUGGCGUGUAAACACUAACAGCGACGUUCCUCUGUGGAUUAAGAAUGUGAACCUGGUGUGAAUGUACAUUUUGUAUAGUGUAAAGAUAAAGAGCGUAACAAGUUUGUACAGGUUUGUGGGCGAAGAUCUAAACGGAAUCCUCAAUGAUGAAGAAAGCUUCAGUUCGGUUGCUAGUAGUAUGUUGGAAAAAGAAGUCAGUUGCCAUAUCGUCCUGCCCGCUCCCCUGACGUCUCGUAUGUUUCUGGGGUCGGGAAGGGGAUUUAAAAGAAAGAAAAAAACUGUGAAGUUGUUCAACCUACUUUGUAACCAAAGAUGCAAAGAUGUGUAAUUCAUUCAUUUUUUUUUUUUCUUCGUUAUGCACACUCCAUGUACAUUUUUUUUUUUUUUUUAAAUUGUUCCUCACAACAAACUUUUUGUUGCUUUUAGGCAUGUUCUGCAUGAUCUGCAAAAGUCAAACCACUUUCUUACCUCAUUUGUAUUGGGCACUCGUAUUGUAAGUAGUCUGUGAAUCGUGUCAGCGGGGGAAGGAGAUAUGGAGGUGAUGGUGAGGAGAUAAAACAGACUAGUGUGUGACGCACUAGCCACAGAAAAUGAAGUGAGCCAUGUUUCAUUCAUUUAAAUGGUGUUUGAAUUUCAUAUGCCAAUAGUUUUGUUACAUUGCAAAUUUUAAUGUAUUUAAAUAAAUGCAAUAUUCAAAUUACAAAA